This is a messenger RNA of Capronia coronata CBS 617.96, 789 nucleotides long. RefSeq lists its product as uncharacterized. The record is from RefSeq and is a predicted model, not a curated record. Gene Ontology annotation, cellular component: transcription factor TFIIH holo complex. The transcript is spliced from 3 exons. Gene Ontology annotation, biological process: regulation of transcription by RNA polymerase II; regulation of cyclin-dependent protein serine/threonine kinase activity; DNA repair. The coding region runs from base 1 to 789 and encodes 262 amino acids. NCBI's taxonomy places the organism in Eukaryota, Fungi, Ascomycota, Eurotiomycetes, Chaetothyriales, Herpotrichiellaceae.
AUGGAUGAAGAAGACACCACCGGGGCCAAUAAAUGCCCUGUCUGUGGAAGUGAUCCUCGGACCCAUCCUGGACUUCGCUUCAAGAUCAACACGAAAUGUUACCAUCGGAUAUGUGAAGGAUGUGUCGAUAGACACUUCUCCAGCGGCAAAGCAGAGUGUCCCGUGGGAGGCUGUCAUGUUAGUCUCUGGAAACGAGAAUGGCGGACGCAGACAUUUGAAGACCUGAAGAUCGAACGCGAAAUCGAGAUUCGCAAAAGAGUCAACAAAAUUCUUGAUCGGCGGGAAGAUGAGUUUGAGACGAAGCGCGACUAUGACGACUUUCUGGAACUACGAGAAGAGUUGAUCAUGAAUCUCGUCUUUCGCACUGACGUCGCUGCGACGAACCGCAAACUUAAAGAAUACGCACAGGCGAACGGCAUCAAGACAGAUCCCACAGAGGCGACCAGCGAGCCUGGAGUGAAAGCUGUCAAGAAGAAGGACGUUGCCCCCGAUGCUGCGGACCCUAGCGGCUUGAUCAAGGGAUUGAAGAAGAUUGUCCUUGCCAAAGCAAAGGCACCCUAUGACCCAUUCAUGGGUAUGCCUCGGACCAAAGACUACUACCAAGUCGACGACAAGUAUGUCAGCAAGGUCAGAGGCAAACCGGCCGAUGCCAUGCUGGCUGGAGGGUAUGAUUUUGCCGAAUAUAUGGACGAAUGUUUGCUGCGGGCGUUUGCAGGGCUUGGAGUCUUUAUCGAGGACGAGAUGUCCACCAGAGAUAACACCGCUAUCCCGAUUCCCGGUGCAGCAUGA